UGGGUUUUUGUGAACUGACUGUACAACCUGUACCUAAAUCUUUCCAAUAGGUGGCAGCAUUGCCGAUUUAUCAAAUAUGGAAGACAACUGUAUUGGUGAAAGUUUGAAAGAGAAGGGAAAUGCUAAUACCGAAAUACAAGAACAUAAAAAAAAGGAUUGCAUUCUUGAUCGUAUGGAAAUAUGUGUGACAGAAGCAGAGAAGAGAGAAGCAGGAACCCUCAACAUAAGGGAUUUCUACACCGUUUACUUAAUAGAAACAAAAGUGAUUGAUCUGGAUUGGAGUGGAAUUGUGAACAAAUUGAGUUCAUUAUGGAGACGUUACAGUGAAUUUGAACUUCUCCGGACUUGCCUUGAGGUGACAUAUCCAUAUAUUGUCUUACCUCCAUUACCAGAGAAAAAAGUUCUGUAUGCUUGGCAGAAAGCUGCUUCAGAUACAUUUGACCCUGAUUUUGUUGACAGGCGUCGGGCAGGACUUGAGAAUUUUCUGCUUCGUGUUGCAUCACAUCCCCUUAUUUCGUUUGAUCGACAGUUCAUCGGGUUUUUGCAGCAAGACGAAAGCUGGAGGGAAUGUAUUAAAGAUGCAGGCUGUUUGCAGCUGGCUGAAUCCAAAUUGAAAGCUUUGAGUGUGGCUGUAAGGUUGAAGAAACCUGACAAGAGGUUUGAAGCGAUCAAAAACUAUGGAAAUGAGUUACAGACUAACCUCGGCAACCUGUUGCGUGUGCGGGCCAGGAUGGUGGAACGACUGUAUGGGAUACACAAGCUCCAUGCCAAUUAUGGCCAUAUCUUCAGUGAGUGGAGUGCGAAGGAAAGGGAAAUGGGAGAUGGAUUGCAGAAAGCAGGGCACUACCUGGACUCAGUAGCUGCUGGUAUUGACAUCCCCCUAGAGGAAGAAGAACUGUUUGCAGAUCAACUAAAGGAAUAUCUCUUUUACGCUGGAGCCCUCCAAGCAGUCUGCCGUCGGCAGGAAAUGUUGCAGUUGCAACUAGAAAAAGCAGAGAGUCAAGUAGUGUCAUGCGCCACUGAGAAAGAUAAUGUUCAGAAGGGAAAGUUUGGACUGAUGUCACGUCUCUUUGGGAGUGUGGAUACAGAAGAGGUACGUGAACUAAAGGUGAAUCUCAUUGACCAGAGAAUUCAGGAGGGCAAGAACAGCAUCCUCAAUGCUCAAGAGGAACUCAAUGAAUUUUCGAGGGAAGCUUUAAUUGAUAUUGAAAGAUUCCAGCAACAGAAGGUUCUGGAUCUUCGUGAAACAUUGGCAGGCUAUGUGGUUCUCCAGAUCAAAAUGUGUCGGAAGGGUCUGCAGACUUGGACACACAUUCGAGACUGUCUGGAGGCCAUACCAUAAAGAGUAAGUGGAGUGCAAGUUUCCAUGAUUUUUAGGGAUGCCACCUGAUGUCAUAUUUAACAUUCAUUAUUUCACUAAGAUAUUUGAUAUCACUGCCUUAUUAUUCUAGCGUUAUAUUCAUGUAUUCGUAUGUUAAAGAAGGAAAAGAAAUUAUGUUAAAUGUAAUUGAAACUCACAAAAAAUGUUUUGUAGCCAUCAGUUGGACAGGUUUGUAGCUGAUAUCAGGUUAGUUGAUACUGUUUUGAUGAUGUGUCACCAUGAAUGGCAUCCCUAUGGACAGAAACAUCACCGUGUAUCUUCGUUAUCAUUAAAUCUUUACCUCAAUGACAGAAACGACAGUGCAGUGCACUGGUCAUCUUGUGUGGUACUGAUAAGAUGAUCGUGUGUACCUCACAUGUGUUUCAUUGCUUUUGUUUGUGUUAUUAUCUGGUCAAACUUAAUCGAACUCCAUUACCGCUUGUUGCAAAAAUUGCAUAGACUAUCUGCUUGGAUUCCUGUGAAAUUUGUUAUACUGUUUUUCAAGUUAGACUUUUUGCAGUGUGCUGGUGUACUUAAAAGAGAAACCACGCGUAAUGAGUCCUUCACACGCUGUGCAACUGUUCACUUUUCUCUCGAAUAAUUGAAUGUGCCCAUCGAAAUACUGAUCCAGAUUUUAGCGAUCGGCUGUAUCGUACUCGCCUUGGCGCUAACGUACAUUUGUAUGAGUGAGGAUUGCUAUGUAUCAAAUAUUUUCCAAUCAUUACAGUUGGGGCAUGUUUUGAUGAUGGUCACUGAAGAGAAAUUAAUCAAUUUCAUAUUUGAUUGGUAAUGAGUGAGAGUUUUCAAACCAUGAUCAUUAGCAAUCAGACCCAAAUUAAAGUGUGAUGAUAAUUUGUGAUAUUUGUGCUACAAAGUGUGAUGUCUCUGCUCUCAGAUUAUUACAAAGUGGAGGUAAGUGUUUAGGUAUAGCAGGCGUAGCGAAAAGUUGGCUGUUGUCCAUUCCUGUCAUUUUGAGAACUGACUUUGCUGUGUCUUUCCACGUGCUGUGUAGAGGAUCUUGGUAUUCCAGUAAGAUGAUACGACACUGGAAUUAAAACCGCUGAUUGCCCUUGUUUGAAUGUUUGCAUUACGAUAUUUUCGUUGCUGAGCUGUGUUUGUUCUCGGAAGAGGUUGAUUCUGUUUUUGCUGUAUUCGAGGAUUUGGAAGCUCUGCUUUUUUGGAACAUUUCAUGCUGUUUAAUUGUGUUAGUUUAUUUGGGAUUUGUGAGAGAAAUUAUAAAUUGCGACUGCUUGUAGAGCCGCUGUACGUAGUGUAACGUUGCAUUUAGGUAAUCAGCACAGUUGUGUAAUUUGUACUGCUAGUUAUUUUGAUAAAUAAUUUUUAUUACUAAAUAUACUCUUUCUCAUUUUGGUAAACAUACUGGUAUGUGAAAAUAGAAAUGUGAAUAAUUAAUUUUUGUCAAAUUUUAGUCAUCUUAAUCAGGUUAUCAGGAUAUUUAUUGCCAGAUUAACAUUUCAGAUGAGCUUGGCUGUGAAAGAUGCACAUUAUUCGCACAGGUGAGCAAGUCUGUUUGAAAAUAGGUAUUUUUGUGAAUUAAAAUGUAGAAUUGUUGAUGCACAUUUUGUCAGAGGAGUUCAAAACUGAAGAUUCUGCAUAAAUUAACUGAACUUCAUAUUGUGGGCAAACUGACAGUUUGUUAAAUAUCUGCAAAAUACCUCAAAAUUCAUGCUUGCCCUGAUGUUGCCUGACAGUUUUCCUUUUUACUUGCCUGUUGAGUGCUAAAUAUAUGGUAAUUAAGUAAGAUUCAGGGUCAUUAUGCCAGAGAGUCUAGUGGACUUUUACCAAUGUUUCAGAGGCACUUCUGCCUCCAUUGUCAGGGCAGUGAGUAAGAUUACUUGUUGCCCUGAUGAUGGAGGCAGUAAGUAUCUCUGAAACAGUAAGCUUCUACCAGGCUGCAUGGUGUGAGUGCCCAGAAGACAGCAUCUUUGUAUUCUUCCACGAGAACUGGAAAUUUCAUUUAGUCACUAGGUCGACUAAACAGUCGGAUAAUAAGAAGAAAGCAGCAGAGGACGAAGGUUACCAUCUUCAUAGCAGUGAGGACUUCAUAUUUUGUGUAAAGGAACGUGUUAGGCCUAAUCUUUGCAAGUGAUUUUGGUAAGUAAUUUAUAUAUUUUGCAGCUAGAACUUGCUACUUCUGUUUUGACCUUGAUGAAUGGCCCAUUUUAAGGUGGAGCUUAUCUGCAUAUUACUGUUCAUUUUUCAUUGGUCAUAGAGUUUUGGCUGUUUUAGUAAUUUAAAUUCACAUAAUGAAGUUACUUCUAGCAAUAUUAAACAAUUCUGGGAGACCUAGAAUCUUCAGUUUUGCGUGUCCUGUACGCACAUGUUUCUCUUCCAUUUAUAAAUCUUUAUAUUUUGUCUGUUGAUUAGCCUGCGAUAUUUGUAUAAACUGUGUGCCCACUGUUGGACAUUAUUAGCAUCUGGUAAAUAAUUUUCAUAGGUUUGGUAUACAAAUAUUUUUAAUUAAAUCUGAGAUGUACAGUCGUGUUUUUGAAUGAUGUGAAUGUUUAAUUUAUGUAAAUAGUGAUUAUAUAUUUAUUUGUGGACCAAUAGAAGAUACAAACAUGUAUUUAAGAUGUUUAUGUAUUUGGAUAUAUUAAAAAGUUUCAUCAGUAAGAUGGAACAUGUGAUGUUUGGUUGUGAAUCUCAUUACUGUGUCACAUUUGAUGCUGUUGUAAUGUUGACAGACGUUUGUUCCAGCUAAAUGUCAUUGCACUUCACUUUUAAUUUAUAUUUAUGUAAAUAAAUUAUUUUCACAUACA
Zootermopsis nevadensis is the source of this 4140-nucleotide messenger RNA. RefSeq names its product sorting nexin-4. The record is from RefSeq and is a predicted model, not a curated record. NCBI's taxonomy places the organism in Eukaryota, Metazoa, Arthropoda, Insecta, Blattodea, Termopsidae. Gene Ontology annotation, cellular component: early endosome membrane; SNARE complex; plasma membrane. Gene Ontology annotation, biological process: positive regulation of autophagosome assembly; protein transport. Gene Ontology annotation, molecular function: phosphatidylinositol-3-phosphate binding.